AUGGGAACAAAGAGAGGUAAUUCCCCAAUGAAUGUUUUGUUUGAAAGGCUGAGGAAGCAGUCUAUAAAAGUGAAGAUCCUUUUGGGGGCAUUGCUUGCUGUUUGUGUUUUGGUGGCUUUAAAUUUCAUCAUCAAAGAUCACUACUAUUUCUUCAUAGCCUCUGCAGCAACCCAUGCUGCUGGAAUAAUUGCCCUCAUAUACAAGCUCUUUGCCCAGAAGACCUGCUCUGGUUUAUCACUCAAGACCCAAGAGCUCACUGCUUUAUUCAUAGCUGCAAGAUUUAGUUGUAGCACCUUUAUGGUGGCUAACAUCCACACUGUGCUAGAUUUGAUAUCACUCUUGUCAACUUUAUUGGUUAUAUGGAUGAUAAGAUUCAAGUUAAAGUCAUCUUAUAUCAAAGAGCUUGACAACCUGCGACUUUCCUUUGUGGUGGUUCCUUCGGCAAUCCUUGCGAUACUAAUACACCCUUUUACAACUCAUUGGCGUUUUAUUCGAGUCAUUUGGGCUUUCAGUUUGUAUUUGGAAGCUGUUUCUGUUCUCCCUCAACUUCGUUUUAUGCGGAACGCAAAGAUGAUUGAAACAUUUACAGGAUAUUAUGUAUUCGCUCUUGGUAUUUCAAGAUUCUUGGCAUUGGCUCACUGGGUUAUUCAGAUUUAUGAGACAAAAGGGUCAUUUCUAUUUUUGGCUGGGAGUGGCUACUUCUGGUUCUUGGCAGCUUUUCUGGCAGAGAUGGUUCAAUCGUUGAUCUUGGCCGACUUCUGUUAUUAUUACAUGAAGAGCUUCAUGAAAGGACAACUUAUGAGGAAAAUGCCUGUUUAAGGAUCUUCAUUCAAUAGUUUGAAUAAGAGUUAAGCACUUAGUAAGGC
Abrus precatorius (Indian licorice) is the source of this 866-nucleotide messenger RNA. RefSeq names its product ER lumen protein-retaining receptor-like. The record is from RefSeq and is a predicted model, not a curated record. The transcript has 6 exons. Gene Ontology annotation, molecular function: ER lumen protein retrieval receptor activity. The coding region runs from base 1 to 819 and encodes 272 amino acids. Gene Ontology annotation, biological process: protein retention in ER lumen. Gene Ontology annotation, cellular component: membrane. NCBI's taxonomy places the organism in Eukaryota, Viridiplantae, Streptophyta, Magnoliopsida, Fabales, Fabaceae.